AUGAUCGGGCGUGUUGGCACUUCGUAUGCCAGAAUGGUAGUGCUUUUUGCGAUCUGGCUGUUGAGUCCUGCGAUUCUGGCGCUGAGGACUACGUCCGGGUCGCCCUGUGCUGGUGUCUGUGGAACUACGACAAACACCACCUCUGACGAAAUCACCUGUCUGGAUCGAUCGUAUAAUGGAACCAAGACAGGCAAGAACUUCGAAAAUUGCAUCUCUUGCCAGUUGGACAGUGAAUUCCACGAUGCCAACACUGGGGAAUCAGACGUGAACUGGGGUCUCUAUAAUCUGCGCUACGCAUUCUCAACCUGCGUAUUCGGGUAUCCGGAUUCAAUCUCGAAUGUUUCGUCUCCCUGUCCAGUGGCAUGUGAUGGCGUUCGCUUCGCUGUAGAAACCGAUAUCGAGGAGCCGAGUACCUCCAAUCUGGACGCUUGGUGUGAUACCCCAACAUUCGCAGAUAAUGUCGUCAACACAUGCGAGUUCUGCUACAACCUCACCACAACCCAGGUCUACAUGGCAAACUUCCUCGAAUCAAUCCGCUACAACUGUCAUUUCAAAACAGUCACAGGCAAAAGAUUCAACAUCGACCCAACCAGAAUCUUCACCCAAUCUCUCCUCCCCUCCAGCCUCUCCCUCACAACCCCAGGCUCAAGCUCUUCAAACAUCAACCUAGGCGUGGUAAUAGCCGUGCCUAUAGUCGGAUUCCUCCUCAUCCUUGUCUCCCUGACAAUAUGCUGUUUCUUCUUCAUCCGCCACCGUCGCAAGAAGGCCCGUCGAACACGCCAGUCUGGCCAAAUGUAUAACCGCUGGAACGACCCCAACGGCCAAUGGGCUGAGCAGUAUGCUUCGGGCGGACAUGGGUAUGGUCCUGGAUUGGGAUUCAUGGAUAAUGACGGGCGCGGACAAGAACUACCCUAUGGUCAUGGUAGUCCCGAGCAGUAUCAGCAUCAGUACCAGCAGUUCCAGGGUCAUGAUAAGUCGGGUUUCUCGAAUCAGAUCACGGAGCAAAAUCAGGUUCCUGUUCAGUCGCCGGUCUUGGAUCCUGAUCAGAAGAGACCCCAGCAGUGGUGA
Messenger RNA from Penicillium salamii, 1068 nucleotides. The record is from the annotation of a GenBank genome assembly. NCBI's taxonomy places the organism in Eukaryota, Fungi, Ascomycota, Eurotiomycetes, Eurotiales, Aspergillaceae.